Molecule: messenger RNA, 1398 nt
Organism: Phymastichus coffea
Lineage: Eukaryota; Metazoa; Arthropoda; Insecta; Hymenoptera; Eulophidae
Gene: Pban
Product: PBAN-type neuropeptides-like
Exons: 3
Coding region: 88-672 (194 amino acids)
Biological process (GO): neuropeptide signaling pathway
Molecular function (GO): neuropeptide hormone activity
Source: RefSeq, a predicted model, not a curated record
CGGCCCCAGCCACAUCCCCCAAGUGCGACUAGCUAAAUUUUGGGAUUUUUUUCGGUGUGCUAAAGCUAAAUAGCCAAGUACCAGAAGAUGCAGCCGAUAGACGCAGCGAGGACGAAGGUUGUCGCCUGUGUUCUUUUAGUGUUUGUUGUGGCGAGUCAAGCCACUGGACAAUAUGAUGGACGAAGCGUCGACGGCGUGGUGGAGGGUCCACGAGUCGAGCGUAUGCAUCCGGAAGUGUCGAGCGACUGCAUGGGCUCGAAUUGUCUGACGCAAAAUUCCGAGGGACCUGUGGGUGCCAUGUGGUUUGGUCCCCGACUCGGCAGGCGUCGCCGAUCCGAGUACAAGUAUUCGCCGAAAAAGCUCGAGGCUCUCAGCGAAAUUCUCGCCUCGCCCAAUUAUGGAUUUACGCCUGACCGCGUAAGCAACGACCUACCAUCCGUCUUGGCACGAUCACUAGGCGGCGAUGAUAAGCGUCAGGAUGGACCGUUCACUCCACGACUUGGUCGCGAACUAGAAGAGGCUGUGAACGCUUAUGGUUUCAUCAGAAGCAUACUCAACCGUGUUGACGAGCCAACGGACAAGGAUAACAGCGAUCAGCAACAACCACCGCCGAUGUUUCCACCGAGACUUGGACGCAAUUUGCGCAAACUUCUCAGACAACUGCAGAUGUAAUCGAACGGAAACGAAUUUCAGUUUUCUUUAUUUUCUCUUAUUUUCUAUUAAUUUUUUUUUUUAUUAUGAUUGUGUCCAUUGCAAUUGAUAUGGAACCGUGAAGAAUAACAGAGACGGAGGACCGAUUCUAUUGAAAAAAUUCUGAAAUAUUUAUGGGGAUACAAAGGGAAUUGUUUGGAUUAUUUUUCACUAAUUGAUUGGUCUGAUUCGAGCGUAGAUUGCGAUAGCUCCAGAUUUUCUUGAAGUUUGGUGGUAGUUUGAUCUUAAUGAAUAAAAAUGCAAAAAAAAAGAUUAAAAGAUCGGUUUAUUAAAUUUGUUAAACACGCUUUUAUUUAGUCUUCUUAUUUCAUUUUAUGAUGAAAUAAACUUUGUGUAUGUAACAUUGAUGAUUAAAAAGUCUGAUGAACAAACGCGGUAAAUAGCUUAAAUAAUGACCAAUACUUUAAUUUUGAAAUCUAAUUGUUAUUAGAAUAAAUUAACACUAUUUGUUUAUAAAAAAUAGCUUUCAUCGACUCAAUUCUUAAAAUAAUUUUAUCCAUUGAAGCCUGUAGAAAGUAUAUCUAUUUAUUGAUUUCCAAAAUUGCUUAAUAAAUAUUAUUAUUGCUUAGUAAAAUUACUGAAUAAUUAUUUUGUAAACAAUAAAGAAUGCUAUCUAAAUGUACAAAAUAACAAUAAUAAUGAUGAUCCAAUGAAUUUUAAUUCGAUUGAUGAAAGAAAAUUGUUGAA